Messenger RNA from Acanthaster planci (crown-of-thorns starfish), 2856 nucleotides. Its product is annotated as coatomer subunit zeta-1-like. The record is from RefSeq and is a predicted model, not a curated record. Gene Ontology annotation, biological process: intracellular protein transport; intra-Golgi vesicle-mediated transport; retrograde vesicle-mediated transport, Golgi to endoplasmic reticulum. Lineage: Eukaryota; Metazoa; Echinodermata; Asteroidea; Valvatida; Acanthasteridae. Gene Ontology annotation, cellular component: COPI vesicle coat.
UUUCGUUGGUAAACGUUGAACGCAACACCUGCGUAACAUACAUGUACAUGAUACCAGUAACAAUUCAAGAUGGACGCUUCCGUGCUGCCAGCGAGUUUGUAUACCGUCAAAGCUAUUGCCAUCCUUGAUAAUGAUGGAGAGAGGAUUAUCUCAAAGUACUAUGAUGACACCUAUCCAACACAAAAAGAACAGAAGGCGUUUGAGAAGAACCUUUUCAGCAAGACCCACAGAGCCAAUGCUGAAAUCAUAAUGCUGGAAGGACUGACGUGUGUCUACCGGAGCAACGUGGACUUGUAUUUCUACGUCAUUGGCAGUUCACAGGAGAAUGAACUCAUUCUUGUCAGCGUGCUCAAUUGUCUCUAUGAUUCCAUCUCCCAAAUUUUGAGAAAGAAUGUUGAGAAGCGAGCUCUCCUUGAUCACUUGGAUGCGGCUUUUCUCGCCGUGGAUGAGAUAGUGGACGGAGGGAUUAUUUUGGAGUCUGAUUAUAACAACGUAGUACAGAGGAUAGCGGUUCGAGGUGACGACAUCCCAAUCAAUGAACAGACUGUUGCUCAGACCAUUACAAGCAAGCUACAAUUUUUCCGAGACUAAUGCCAGGUACAUGUAGCUGUCAGCACAAGGUGCUGCAGUCAGCCAGGGAUCAGUUAAAGUGGUCGCUAUUGAAGUAACCACUCUCAAGCUGUACUCAGACACGCCCUUAAGAGGAGGGUUGCCUUGGAAAUGGUGAAGGGCCAUAUUUAUGCGAUGUAGCUUUUAAGGAAAGGACAGAAGUCCCUGUAACGGUGCACUGUGGGCUUGCCAGUCAUGAAGUAUUUUUUUUUUGUCUAGUGUCAUUGUUCCAAGAACAAUAGAUGAGGUCAUCAGUGACUUUGCACUCCAGGUCUGAAUGCAGCUGUUGUUGCAAAUGAAAAAGUGCAUUCUGGGAUGCCAGAACAAUAAAUCAUUGUCACACUUGCUAGCUGCUUCAAACACUUCACAUAGUUUCCUUGGUCUCUGACUCUACAUGCUGCAUGACUUGCUCAUGUGCAGCCAACUUGUCAGGAUUUCUGUCCUUUCCGUUGUACUUUUCAUGUAUAGAUUGUCACAAACCAGCCAUUUUUGGUUUCCUUAUUUUUCACACCUCUGUUUUUUCCUCUGGCAUGGACAGAGCUUCUUCUAACCCUAGACCAUGGCCAAUCCCACAAGAUUCUGUACGAUUCACACUGAACCUUGGAGGUAUGGGGCUACAGGCUUGAAUGUUUUAAACUGUGAAAGUGCACCAAACCUUUGUUUCAUUUUUCUGUGAUACCAUUUAUUAAUAAUAAUAAUUAAAAGAGGAGCUCAUGAGACACUACUCCAUACUUCUGGAGACACAGUCCCAGUUUAAUACAGAGGAUUGUAGAAAAGUGUAGGCCUGAUAGACCACCUGUGUGGUUGUGCAGGAACAGAAUCUCUAGGCUCGGGUUCAAAAGUCAAUUUCUUGGCUCAAUGUGCCUCCAUUUACUGCCAAGGAUAUGCAUCACACCAUUCAGUGUGGGACCAACGUUGUGGUAUUUUCAUUUUGGUUGCAACAGCAGCAGAAAAUAGCUGCAGAUGAUUUGACAUCAUGAAUGAACUCCAAUCUGGUGGUGUUUGGACAAUGCGGCCAGUGUUCCUGAGGGAAAAAAAGGGGUCUUGCUCCCCCUUUAGCACUCUUAAAGCACUUGGCCAAGAUGGCUGCUCCUGUGAACAUUGUCUGGUAUGGGUGUGUGGGAGUUUGUUUGUGCAUUCAAUUGGGGACUCUGAACAAUAGAGGACAAUAAGGUCCCCGAUUGACAGAGGGUCCCUGAUUUAGGGGUCCCCGAUGUGUGUGUUAGGGAUUUAAGGUGAAUCUGCGUGUGCGUGGUGAGACCCCCCAAAAAAGAGAGCACUCCCAUAUGGGUCACCCAAAUCUCAAGUGGUUUGACAGACACAAUCACGGUGUGAACAGUCAAUCAUAGAAUUUGUUACCCACAGCCAGCCUGGGUGCAGUAUUGUUUAUACAUGUACAUUUAGUCGAACCAAUCCCUUAUUUGGCAAGAGUCUGGUUGUUUGGAACUGCUUAACCCAUUUCCCAGUAUAGAAGGUACAAAGUUUAUCACGAUGUAAAGAAAAUAAAAAAUCUGCCAGCAGAAACUGAGAAAAUUUGGUUUUCGUUAGAAUACGCCGUGAUAAUAAGGUGCCGUGUCCAUAAAGUGGAAUGAUAGGGUCGGACAAAUGAUCCAAUAUUAGCUGGUAUCAAAGCCAGCCUCAUGUUUGUGUUUAGUGUCAAACUUUAAUGUAUGUGCCCAGUUCUGACUUCAUUUAAAAUGUCACUUUCAUGUAAUACCCCAAAUUCCUAGAUGUCCCGCUUCUUCAUUUUUCAUUUCAUUUUCAGUAUCUUUAUUUGCAAACCCUUUUUUGUAUAUCAUUGUUGAAUUUUUCAUUCCUACUGUGACUUGUUCAAGUACCAGGCAUCUGAAGCUUGACUAGUUGAAUUUGCCUAACGUUGUAUUUCACGGUCAGGCGUUAGCCUUUGCCUAACUGUACAUCACAUAGUAACUUGACAAGUUUGAAUUUGCCUAACUUUGUUUAUAGUCAGGCAUAAGGCUUUGCCUAACUUUGUAUCAGAUAGUAUUUUCCUAACUUUGUGUUCACAGGUAGCAGGUUCUUUUCCCCCAUCUGUACGCCCUUUACUUAAAGUGUUCAUGUUCAUGUUGAGAAUGUUGUGAAAUUGAGUUUUUUUGUGUCGUAAGGAAGAAAUCAAAAUCUUGUUCUUGUAAAAAUGUAACGGAAAAGAUGAUCUUUGUAAGCUACACCCUUUGGACUGGGUUUGUAACUUGAAAAAAUAAAACAGUAGUAAAGCAAAACACUGCAUGA